Messenger RNA from Cooperia oncophora, 198 nucleotides. NCBI's taxonomy places the organism in Eukaryota, Metazoa, Nematoda, Chromadorea, Rhabditida, Trichostrongylidae. The record is from the annotation of a GenBank genome assembly.
AUGAUCGGAGAGACAGUGGCGUUCUAUCCACCCAAUGCUGUGCAAUACAGAAACGCUCAUGAUUACUUAGCCGAUUUCGAGGAUGAAAGGGAUGUCUACCUCAAAUCAGGAAAGCUCAUCGAGUUUCUUGAUAAAUGGAAUUGCACACAUGCAGAAAUGGACAAAUGUACUGCGUUGCUUGCACAGCAACUUUGGUAA